Parnassius mnemosyne (clouded apollo) is the source of this 648-nucleotide messenger RNA. The record is from the annotation of a GenBank genome assembly. Lineage: Eukaryota; Metazoa; Arthropoda; Insecta; Lepidoptera; Papilionidae.
AUGUUCGCUUUAGUUGAUGCUUCAUAUAAAUUAAUAUUUGUCGAUGUAGGGUGUCAAGGGAGAAUUUCCGAUGGAGGUGUAUUUAAUGAUUCCAUUCUCAAGCAAAAAAUUUCAAACAACUCAUUAAAUCUUCCAUCUCCGAGACUAUUAGAAGGAACGAAUAACAUUAUACCAUACUAUUUUGUAGCAGACAGUGCAUUCCCGUUAGGUAUCCAUAUUAUGAAGCCAUAUCCAGGUGUACAUCCUAAACGAUCAUUAAAAAAAAUUUUUAAUUAUCGAUUAUCAAGAGCUCGACGAGUGGAUGAAAAUGCUUUUGGCAUUUUAGCUAGUGUUUUUAGAGUACUACGAAAGCCAAUGCUACUCCAACCUGAAACGGCACAACUGAUUGUGAUGACAAUACGUCAUCUUCACAACUUUUUAAUAAAAAGUACAAAUUCUGCUAAAAUUUAUGCACCACCAGGUAGUAUUGAUAGUGAAGGGUCAAUUACAACGGGAAGAUGGCGUCUCGAAAAUAACGAUAUAACUUCAUUAUUGCCUAUCACGAAUACUCCACGCAGACCUUCUUUGUCGGCCCAGAUAAUAAGGGAUAAAAUUGCUGAAUAUUUCUGUACAGUCGGAAAAUUAUCAUGGCAAGAUCAUAUGAAUUAG